ACCUGCAAAUCACUAUGUUCAAGCCAGAAAAGUUUUGGAUGCUGCAUCCAUACAUUAUGUACAAGGGGUAUGAACUCAAGUUAGAAUGGGAACGUAGCAGGUUGUUUGAUGCUGAUGUUUCUGCAAUGUUUCGGAACAGAAUAAUAGAGGAUGGGAUUAUGAAAGUUGUUCGUGUAUCUGAAAAACUGGAAUCCAAAGCUCGUCCUUCUGGUUUAAACACAGUAAAUCUUCUGAAGGUAGCUUCAAGUGCACUGGGUUUUGGUCCCCAGUUAACUAUGUAAUUGGCUGAGCGUCUGUAUACUCAAGGUUUUAUCAG
Solanum verrucosum is the source of this 316-nucleotide messenger RNA. Its product is annotated as DNA topoisomerase 3-beta-like. Gene Ontology annotation, biological process: DNA topological change. Gene Ontology annotation, molecular function: DNA topoisomerase type I (single strand cut, ATP-independent) activity; DNA binding. Lineage: Eukaryota; Viridiplantae; Streptophyta; Magnoliopsida; Solanales; Solanaceae. The transcript has 3 exons. Gene Ontology annotation, cellular component: nucleus. The record is from RefSeq and is a predicted model, not a curated record. Bases 15 to 281 code for a protein of 88 amino acids.